CCCCAGCUUCUUCUCCUGGCAGCCCUGGCGGGGCUCCUGAGUCCCACUGAGGUGAUGACUGAGCCGGCGGAGGACGCGGGAGCCCGUUGUCCGGAAGGCCUGUGGCCUCUGCCCCCACAGGUGUCACCAAGAGUGACCUACACACGGAUGAGCUCAGGGCAGGUGCAGAGAAAUACAGCUAAAGAGUGUGGUCGGAGUCUGACAGGGAUAACCAGGCACGCUGUCAUGGAAGCUGCUGAGGAUGUCAGCUUCCUCUACCAUCCCUGUGCCCACCCCUGGCUGAAGCUGCAGCUUGCCCUCCUUGCCCACGUUCAUGUGGCCCAGCCCUCACUGGCCCCCAACUCCAGCCUCACUCAGGAUCGGCCCCUGGUGUUGGAAGCAGGGGGUGUGGUGCUGGAGAUGGCAUGGGUGGAGCCAGCCUGGGCUGCCCACCUGCUGAAGAGAAGGAGGUGGAAGAAGCAGAGGAAGAAGGCCUGGUUCCUCUCUAACAGCCUUUCUGGGCCCUCUCCCUUGGUGCAAACCUUGGGCAGAGGGAGGCUGUGCCGGAGAGGGUGUGUGCAGGCCCCGGCUUUGGCCUUUACUCUGCGGAGCUGGCGGCCCCCAGGCACAGAGGUGGUGUCUAGAGGGCCCAGGCAGCACUCUCCUGGUGGUGGUGCCAAGAGGCGUGGGCUACGGGCUGCCCUUCGUCUCCAGUCUACUCCCUCAGCCUUGAGGUUCCCCUCUGCUUCCCCCCAGAGCUUGGCGACCAGGAAGCCCAUGUUAGGAUCCCCAGGUGAGGGGGAUAAUGCCCCAUGGGUGCCCACUGCCCCCCUGCUGCCUGCGGGGCCUGGAGGCAAUGCCAGCUCCAGGAUAGAGACUCAGGUGCCCAAAGGGCAAAGCAGCCCAGGUGGCUGUGCCUGUCCCAGCCGGGCCUCCCCAGCCCCUCGGGCUGCUGCACCUCCGCGGGCAGCCCGGGGCCCCACCCCACGCACGGAGGAAGCUGCCUGGGCUGCCAUGGCCCUGACCUUCCUGUUGGUGCUGCUCACGCUGGCCACACUCUGCACUCGGCUGCACCGAAACUUCCGACGAGGGGAGAGCAUCUACUGGGGGCCCACAGCCGACAGCCAGGACACUGUGGCUGCUGUGCUUAAGCGGAGGCUGCUGAUGCCCGCGCGUCGGGUCAAGCGCUCGCGCCGGAGACCCCUCCUCCCACCCACGCCAGACAGCGGCCCAGAUGGGGACAGCUCCGACUGACCUGCCCCGGCCCUGCCACUGUGGCAGGUUUUGCCCCUCCCCCGGGAGGCCGCGACCUCUGCCACGUGGACCUUGCGCGGGGCCGCCCCCUGGUGGCCGAAUGGAGAAGUCCUGCCUAAGCCUUUGCAGAGGGGCUGGUCCUUUCACGUGUUGUUUGCGGGGGAGGGGUGGCCGAGGGGAGAAAAAGGAGCGGUCUUAGCCUCUCUUGCCAAAACUCCGUUAUUUUUAAUUAAAUUAUUUUAGUAGGA
Messenger RNA from Miniopterus natalensis, 1481 nucleotides. RefSeq names its product tumor protein p53 inducible protein 13 (gene TP53I13). The record is from RefSeq and is a predicted model, not a curated record. Gene Ontology annotation, cellular component: cytoplasm. Lineage: Eukaryota; Metazoa; Chordata; Mammalia; Chiroptera; Miniopteridae.